Molecule: messenger RNA, 1390 nt
Organism: Manduca sexta (tobacco hornworm)
Lineage: Eukaryota; Metazoa; Arthropoda; Insecta; Lepidoptera; Sphingidae
Product: odorant receptor 94a
Exons: 10
Biological process (GO): detection of chemical stimulus involved in sensory perception of smell; sensory perception of smell
Cellular component (GO): plasma membrane
Molecular function (GO): odorant binding; olfactory receptor activity
Source: RefSeq, a predicted model, not a curated record
AUGAUAACAAAAGCGAGGUUCGGGGCGGCGCCGCGCGGCACCAACAAAUAUCACAACAAUGCUCUCCUUGCCGAAUAUACCGGGAAUAGAAAUUUUGAAUUAGUGUGUUCAAAGGGCUUGUGUCAUCAAGACAUAUCCAAUAGAAGUUUAUUUAAAUUUAUUAUUCUCGUUAACGCACGUCAAAAAUUUUAAAUAAUGUCAUAUCAAAGUUUGGAGCCUCAUUUGAAAAAUUUGCGCUUUUGUGGUUUCUAUCCAUUGAGCAAAGAAGCGAAUAAAGGUCAUCAAAUAUUACACAAGCUGUACAUGCGGUUCAUUUUGUCUUUGAUUCUGCUUUAUACUGUUCAACAAAUUAUAAAAGUCUAUCAAGUACGAGACGAUGCCAACAAAGUUAUGGAUACAAUGUUUCUACUGUUAACCAAUUCAGAUUCUAUAUACAAACAAGUUAUUCUGUGGCGAAAAGCGGAUAAAAUUGGGGAACUCUUAGCCGUGAUGAAAGGUUUUAUAUUUAAUUCGCCUUCCGCGUGCCCUCAGAAAUUGCUGUUAAAGACAGCAUUUCAAGCCAGGUUACUCCUUCGAAUAUUUAAUAUCGUGGCACUUGUGACUUGCCUGCUUUGGGUUCUAUACCCGGUGAUACUUCACUCACAAGGCAAGCCCGUUGAAUUGGCAAUAUGGCUGCCAUUUGAUACUAAUAUAAGUCCGCAUUUCUACGCAGCAAUAAUUUAUAUAUGGAUUCAAACAUCUUGGCUUGCUUACUGCAAUACUACGAUGGAUGCCUUUGUGUCUUUUUUCUUUGCACAAACUAAGACGCAACUAAGAAUUCUCAGACAUAACCUAGAAAAUGUAAUAAAAGUAUGCAAAUUGGAAAGUAAAAAAAAUAAACUACCUUUAGAAUUAAUUUUUGAUUCACAUAUAAGAAAAAUAUUACUCCAUUACGAAGAAAUUAUAAUAUUCUCUAACAAAAUCCUGAAUAUAUUUGGUGGAGCUUUGCUCUAUCAAUUUUUAGUUAGCGGAUGGAUAAUUUGCACCACAGCCUAUAGAAUCGUUAAUAUCCACCCGGCUUCGAUGGAGUUCGUCUCAAUGAUAAUGUACAUGUGUUGUAUUUUAACAGAGAUAUUUCUAUUCUGUUUCUUCGGUAAUGAAGUUACGCAUGAGAGUGAGCGGUUGAAAGAGUCCGUGUAUGAAAUGAAUUGGCUGGAGAUUCCCUUGAAGUACCGGCGUACUCUUAUCAUCUUUAUGGAAAGGAUCAAACGACCCAUAGAUCCCAUGGCGGGUGCGAUAAUACCGCUGUCCAAUAGUACUUUCCUUUCGGUCGUGAAGAGUUCUUACACUUUCUAUACCUUUUUGAAGAACACUGAAAAAUGAAUAACGAAAUAACAUUAAUGUAACUUGA